Cotesia congregata is the source of this 2884-nucleotide messenger RNA. Lineage: Eukaryota; Metazoa; Arthropoda; Insecta; Hymenoptera; Braconidae. The record is from the annotation of a GenBank genome assembly.
AUGUUACACGACAGCGAUUGUCAAGGAUUAUCAAAUGGAACGCAGCAAAAUAGUGUGGUUCAACCAUUACUCACAGAAUCCUUUCCGAGGAGAAUUUACUAUUUUUGCUGGCCUGGGAGAGUGUUUAAAGUUCAUGCAAAAGUUUAAAUACUCUGAAAGUGAUAUUGAAUAUUUGAAAACAACGAUGUCUUCAUCGAUAGAACCAGAAUUCUUUGAAUAUUUAAAAGGCCUAACACCUAAAGACGUAACUCUUUAUGCGAUAGAAGAAGGCUCCGCUGUAUUCCCAAGAGUUCCAUUGAUUCGAGUAGAAGGUCCACUGAUAAUGGUCCAAUUGCUGGAGACAACACUCCUCACGCUGGUAAAUUACGCAAGUCUGAUGGCAACAAAUGCUGCACGAUAUCGUAUGGCAGCUGGCAAUAAUGUCUCGCUUCUCGAAUUCGGAUUAAGAAGAGCUCAAGGUCCUGACGGCGGGCUUAGCGCCUCCAAGUACAACGAAUUAAAAUUACGAUGUCUUCUGCACAAAGAAACCGGCGAAGAGUUUGAUUUAUUAAAACUAUCAUGCAAGUAUCGACAGCAAAUAGCGUCCGACUUAGGGGCUCUUGUUAUGGAGGCUUCAGACAGCGAACUAGCAGCGCUAGUUAGUUUCGCAAUAGCAUUUCCGGACGGCUUCAUGGCACUUGUGGACACUUAUGAUGUAAAAAGCAUUAAAUCAUCGUUCGAGAGGCAGUCACGUGUAAACAACGAAAAUAAUAAAUACAAAGAUGACGAUAAUAAUAUUAAUAGCCGUAAUGAUUCUACAAUAAAUAACGAAUCACACAAGAAUGGUUAUAGUACUCCUCCUAAUCAACAAGAGACAUCACAAUGUCUUACAAAAACACCAACUUACAGCCAUGACUUAUUUAAACCAGGCGAAUUGGGAGAACUAUGUGUGAGAAGUGGAUUAUUAAAUUUUUGUGCAGUGGCAUUGGCACUGUCAGACCUCGGCUACCGCGCAGUAGGUAUCAGAAUCGACAGCGGAGAUCUCGCGUACCUAAGUCAAGCGGCUCGUGAUACAUUUGUCAAGUUGUCUGAGCGCUUUAAUAUACCUUGGUUCGCCAAGAUGACAAUCGUCGCGUCGAACGACAUCAACGAGGAGACAAUAAUGAGCUUGAAUGAGCAAAACCACCAGAUCGACUGCUUCGGAGUGGGAACACACUUGGUGACUUGCCAGAGGCAACCUGCUUUAGGUUGUGUGUACAAAAUGGUAGAGAUAAACAACCACCCGAGAAUAAAGCUGAGCCAGGAGGUCGACAAAAUAACGAUACCUGGGCGAAAAAACGCUUACAGACUGUACGGAGCUGACUCACAUGCUCUGAUAGACUUACUUCAACGCUGCGAUGAACCUGCUCCUCAAGUCGGGACUCGGGUGCUCUGCAGACAUCCUUUCCAAGAGUCCAAACGCGCUUAUGUUAUUCCGACGCGCGUUGAAACUCUGCACAAGGUCUACUGGAAAGACGGAAAAAUUGUCAACCCCUUACCGGUGCUUCAAGAUAUUAGGAAUAGACGCUCAAUUAUUUUGGAAGCCCGAUUUGGAGCGGUCAAACUCCAGCCGGUACUCCAAUCCAUUUUUGAGGCUUCUCUGGCAUCACAGUUUAAUUAUUAUCCGGCUGUUGGUUACCUGGACCACUAUUAUCCUCGUAAUUGCGGGGUGAUUGGACCACGAGGCAGGUUAUGUCAGCUGGAUUGGCAGGUACUGUGCCAGAUCAGGUUAGUUUGUCGUCCAGGACAACCAAGUGAUCAUGGCGGGGACGAGUCAAAUUUCGAUUCAUGGCGAGGAGGUAACAACACGCAGCACCACUCAAACUACCCAACAAUCGGUACCGGUGAGCCUUAUCCUUACUACACCAAUACGUCAUUUCAAUAUCAAACAUUUGGAGCAGGCGAUGGUACCUGGUCUAAUGGGACAGAUCCAGUUGCCUUUUUGUCAGGUUACGGCGGUCAAAUAAGCCACGAUGCCUACGGCGGUGGAAUGGACCAGAUGUUUUCCACGGCAACCGGAGCAGGAGCAGGAGGGUUCAGCGGUUUCGGGGCCCAGCCAGCGUUCAACUACUUCCCAGCCGGGAACGGGGACUUCAACGCCUGGGGGACGCCCAGGAAGGCCCGCUACGAGGAGUACUACCCCCAGCCCAGAGGCAACGACAACUACACCGAGAUGAAAAUAGAGCAGGGCGUCGCCGGUCUGUCCCUAGGAUCCGGCGAGCAGCUCCGCCACGAAAUGUCUUCCCAGAGCAAGACCGAGCCGAAGGAGCAGCGGAAAAUAACCUGGGCGAGUGUCGCCAGCCAGCCUGCAAAGCCAGUUCCGCCAGUGUCCACCAGCCAGGUGAUGAAGAAGAAAGCCGGCAUGCCCCCACCCCCUAUCGUUCCUGGGAAACACAAUAUGGACAUUGGGACCUGGGGAGAGGGCAACACUGAGCACGGGAAUAAAAGACUUGAUCAGGCGUUCAAAGAGGCUAACAGAGAUGGAGCACCGUUGUAUUUAUUUUUCUCGGUGAAUGGCUCAGGACACUUUUGCGGCAUGGCACAAAUGGUCUCUUCUGUGGAUUACCACAGCAACAGCUCGGUCUGGUCGCAGGACAAGUGGAAAGGCCAGUUUCGCGUGCGCUGGAUAUAUGUUAAAGAUGUCCCCAAUACUCAGCUGCGUCAUAUCAGAUUGGAGAACAACGAAAACAAGCCGGUGACUAAUUCACGGGAUGCACAAGAGGUCCCCCAUGCCAAGGGGGUACAUGUACUCAGGAUUUUGCACACGUAUCGGCACACUACGAGUAUUUUUGAUGACUUUGGUCACUACGAGAGGCGACAGGCUGAAGAAGAUCAGCGCAAGGGGCCACCCCCUGAUAAAUAUUGA